GCGGCUCCUGUGAUCAGUAUAGUACGCUGGGAUCGCGCUGCAUUCUGGGGUAGGUAGCUGGCAAAGCUUCCUGAACCAAAGCGUCUUUUCAGUUUCCUGUGGUCUCCUAGACCUCGAGUUCAAGCGACUGCAGCUGCGCCGUCCCGAGAAUAAAACAUAAAGCUCUAUCAGGGUAGCACCGCCGCGAAAGAAGCAGAAAGACAGAGUUAACGCGAGAGCAGACCCUGCGAGUCCCGCCCCCCUGGACUUGGAGCUGAGGCGCAGCGCGCGUGCGCGAUUCGGCAGCUGUGUCACAUGACCCAAGCAGGGCGCCUGGUUGGCUGCAGUUGGGUUACCUAGACAACGGAGCCUGCGGCGCCGGGCGGGUCAGCACCAGUGGGUCUCGCGGGCUAAGCUGACCAGGUUUGCAGCGACGGUCACGCACACGCUCCCGGGCGACGACCGAGUCCACAGGCAGCAGAUGGGAGCCCAGGGCGCCGAAGAUGCGGGCGGUCCGGGCCGAGACGCCGGCGCGGGAGCUCUUCCGGGACGCCGCAUUCCCCGCCUCGGACUCCUCGCUCUUUUUCAACUUGUCCACGCCUCUGGCCCAGUUUCGGGAGGACAUCACUUGGAGACGGCCCCAGGAAAUCUGUGCCACUCCUCAGCUGUUUCCAGAUAACCCGUGGGAAGGACAGGUGAAGCAAGGGCUGUUGGGGGAUUGCUGGUUCCUGUGUGCCUGUGCUGCCCUGCAGAAGAGUCAACACCUCCUGGCCCAGGUUUUCCCUCCGGGACAGCCAAGCUGGUCUGACCAGAAGUAUCGCGGUUUCUUCACCUGUCGAAUUUGGCAGUUUGGACACUGGGAGGAGGUGACCAUAGAUGACCGUCUGCCUUGCCUUGCUGGGAGACUCUGCUUCUCCCGGUGCCAGAAAGAGGAUGUUUUCUGGCUUCCCUUACUGGAAAAGGCAUAUGCUAAGGUCCAUGGAUCCUAUGAGCACCUGUGGGCAGGGCAGGUGGCAGAUGCCCUGGUGGAUCUCACUGGAAGCCUGGCAGAAAGGUGGAGCCUGAAAGACAUAGUGGGAGCCAGUGGCCAGCAGGACAGACCCAGUGGCCGAGAGCAAAGGACUUGUCGGCAGCUGCUCCGCCUGAAGGACCAGUGUCUGAUCAGCUGCUCUGUACUCAGCCCCAGAGCAGGUGCCAGGGAGCUCGGGGAGUUCCAUGCCUUCAUCAUCUCAGAUCUGCGGGAGCUAUGGAGUCGGACUGGCCAGUGUAUCCUCCUGUUGCGAAUUCACAACCCUUGGGGCCGACGUUGUUGGCAGGGCCUCUGGAGAGAGGGGGGUGAAGGGUGGAACCAGGUAGAGCCAGCUGAGGCGUCUGAGAUGCUGGCACAACUCCAGGAAGGAGAAUUCUGGGUGGAGGAAGAGGAGUUCCUCAGGGAAUUUGACGAGGUCACUGUUGGCUACCCCGUCACAGAGGCUGGCCACCUACAGAGUCUCUACACAGAGAAGGUGCUGUGUCACACACGGGCACUGCCUGGCGCCUGGGUCGUAGGGCAGUCAGCUGGAGGCUGCCGGAACAACAGUUGCUUUCCCUGCAACCCCAAGUUCUGGUUACGGCUCUUGGAACCCAGCGAAGUGUGUGUGGCUGUCCUUCAGAGACCCCGGAGGUGCUUCGAGGGCCAGACCCGGGCACUGGUGGGUGCCGGUCCUGCGCCAGUGACUCUCCCCGGCAAGGACUACCAGGCUGUGGGCCUGCACAUCUGGAAGGUAGAGAAGCGGAAGGUCAGCCUGCCCAGAGUCCUGUCUUCACCCCCGGUAGCUGGUACUGCAUGCCAUGCCUAUGACCGUGAGGUCCACUUGCGCUGUGAGCUCUCCCCAGGCUACUACCUGGCUGUCCCUAGCACCUUCUUGAAGGAUGUGUCAGGGCAGUUCCUGCUGCGAGUCUUCUCCACUGGGAAAAUCUCCCUCAGUGCUGUCGGGCUGGCCACCAAGGCUCCGUCACCUGGAACAGCCCUGCCCGCAGGCGAGUGGGAGACUGUGCAGCUGCGGGGCUGCUGGAGAGCUGGCCAGACAGCCGGGGGCAGCAGGAACUUUGCCUCUUACCCCUGCAAUCCCUGCCUCCCCUUCUCCGUCCCUGAGGGUUCUGGUCCCCGCUACAUCCGCAUCACCCUACACCAACACUGCCGACUCAGUGACAGCCAGCUUCACCCCAUUGGCUUCCACAUCUUUCAGGUUCCCGCAGAUGGUGAGAACGAGAGUGCAUGUUCCCUGCUGCUUCAGGAGCCGUUACUAAGCUGUGUACCGCAUCGCUACGCCCAGGAAGUGAGCCGCCUCUGCCUCCUGUCAGUGGGGACCUACAGGGUUGUGCCCUCCACCUACCUGCCAGAUACAGAGGGUACCUUCACAGUGACCAUAGCAACCAGAAUAGACAGGCAGUCCAUUCACAGCCAGGAGAUGCUGGGCCAGCUACUCCAGGAGGUUUGUAUGCAGUACCCUUGCCUAGCUUGGUUCACCUACCUAUGUCUCCUUGGUGUCUGGGGUCUUAAUUCCCUCAUCCUCCUCCCAGUAGCCUUGCUGCAAGUGGCCUCUAUCUGACAUAUAAAGUGCUGUGACCCCCUCAUAAAGAGUCACAAGGCAGAGCUUUCAGGGAUUUGGGAGCUGAGACUGAGUCUUGUUCUCAGGUAUUUAGAAGGGCGGUGGGGAGCAGAGGGCAGGGCCCAGCCUUACCUUCUCUCCCUGCAGGUCUCCUUCAUGGCAGUGAUGAAAGCCUGACUCAGCAUCCAGGCACAUCUCCAGCCGGCGUGAGCCUAGGGCUGCCUGUGGAUCCGGAGGAGAAAGCCAGGCGCUUUGUCCUGGACAGAAGACAUCUCGGAGUCCAGUGUAGUCAUGUAGGCACAUCUCCAGCCGGCGUGAGCCUAGGGCUGCCUGUGGAUCCGGAGGAGAAAGUCGGGUGCUUUGUCCUGGAUAGAAGACAUCUUGGAGUCCAAUGGGUGCUGUAGUGGACUAGGACUCCCAAGUGACGUCUUCAUUCCUCAGUGAAGACUAGGAGAUUCCUGGUGCCCAGGCCUGCCAGGAAAGGCUCUGCAGAACCCUCACACCCUUCUUGACGUCAGGAGCCUUACACCAGGCAGGCAGCUGGUGACAAAUGUUGAAAACUGUUUAUUACUUGAAAUAUUUUUAGGAAUGACUUUAUAAAUAAACAUGAGUAAUUUA
Messenger RNA from Alexandromys fortis (reed vole), 3188 nucleotides. It is a transcript of the gene Capn10, whose product is annotated as calpain 10. Gene Ontology annotation, biological process: proteolysis. The record is from RefSeq and is a predicted model, not a curated record. Gene Ontology annotation, molecular function: calcium-dependent cysteine-type endopeptidase activity. Gene Ontology annotation, cellular component: cytoplasm. Bases 483 to 2570 code for a protein of 695 amino acids. Lineage: Eukaryota; Metazoa; Chordata; Mammalia; Rodentia; Cricetidae. The transcript is spliced from 11 exons.